Messenger RNA from Eutrema salsugineum, 1524 nucleotides. RefSeq lists its product as uncharacterized. Lineage: Eukaryota; Viridiplantae; Streptophyta; Magnoliopsida; Brassicales; Brassicaceae. The transcript has a single exon. The coding region runs from base 1 to 1524 and encodes 507 amino acids. The record is from RefSeq and is a predicted model, not a curated record.
AUGGACGGAAUUCUUAACGACGCCAUGAGUUCGAUGAAGCUAGAUGAUGAUGCUCCGAUUGAUCUACCGGAUGAAGACGACUACAGCGCUAUUGAAAGAAGCGGCAAAAGUUUGAUCGGAAGACUCUUAAACCCAGAAUGUCAAAACAUGGCUCGGAUGCUUCGUUCCAUGCCCAGGAUUUGGAAGAUUUAUGACAGAGUCAAGGGCAUAGCGUUGACGAGAGAGAGUUUCCAAUUCAUAUUCGACCUGGAAUCUGACAUCCAAACUGUGAUGAAACAUGGCAUGUGGGACUUUGAUGACUGGGGAGUGGUAAUGGAAAGAUGGAUUGAGCAGCCGCCUGAUAAUUUCCUGAAAACAGCCCCGGUGUGGAUCAGGAUUUACAAGAUCCCGGUCAAUCACUUCACUCUCAAAACAAUUGAAGCGAUCGCAGACCGGAUUGGACAAGUCAAGGUUAUUGAAUAUGACCCAGAAAAAUCUGUUCUCCAGGAGUUUGUCAGAGCUCAGGUAAUCAUUGACUUGGAACAACCCAUUAGAGAGACCAAAUCUCUCAAUUUGCCAAGAGGCGGAGUCGCAGUGGUAGAGAUCAAGUAUGAGAGACUGGCGAAAAAAUGUUUUCACUGCUUACGCCUAACACAUGAAAAACAGCGUUGUCCUCUUCUCCAAAAACAACAAAAGAGUGUCAAGGUUAUAGACCCAAGGCGCGUAAACCCUGUCUCAAGUGAAACACCUAUACGUCAACACCACAUCAACCUGGUUGAGAAAAUAAUGCCGAUGUUGGCCCCUUCGGUUCCUCCAGGUUUCAAACCAUUGCCAUCUGUGGUCGCACCUGAAGUUUUUGAGCAGAUACAAUUAUAUAUGAGUUCAGGGGACCCAGCUGAGCGUAACCUCCGUGAACUAUGCAUGAAACAGACUCUGGAAGCGCUAUCCAGAGAUCCAGUCGCUCAACGAUCAUAUUUACGGUUGGAGCCCCCUCCAACAAUUGUGGCAAUCUCCACUGAUAAUGAGGAAGUAGUACCUCCGAUGACUCACACAUUCCAAACUCGCCACUCGGGUAUCAAUAGGACAGCAGAGAUGCCUAUUGGAGAGGACACGGACAUUCCGUUAGUGAACGCAGUUGGGUCAGCUCCCACGGAUAAGGCCUUACCAGCCUCAUCAAUACCUGCACAUUCAGUCUCUCACCAACCAAAAAAGGCUGAGGAAGAGGCGGCAGCAAGAGAAGGGUCAGGCUAUUUUACUCCUCCGGAUAAUGCUAAUGGUUUCAGCAUUGGGGCAUCCUCAGACAGUCUCUCCGGUAAUAGUAACAAGAGUAUCCGUGCUGCGAGAAAGAAACCUACUUGGUCUCGUAAGCCAAGCAGAAACAAGGCUACCUCUAUACAGUCCCCUACUCCUCCUGCAGUAGAGGAACUGCCAGUGAGUGAUCCACCGAGUAAACGCAAGGCGACCGUGGACGCUACCCCGGCAUCAAAAGUUUCCAAAAUCUCUGAAGGUUUGAUGGUUUUCCAGAAACCAUCCAUUUCCCAAUGA